Cephus cinctus (wheat stem sawfly) is the source of this 3657-nucleotide messenger RNA. RefSeq names its product neural cell adhesion molecule 2. NCBI's taxonomy places the organism in Eukaryota, Metazoa, Arthropoda, Insecta, Hymenoptera, Cephidae. Bases 1469 to 2311 code for a protein of 280 amino acids. The record is from RefSeq and is a predicted model, not a curated record. Gene Ontology annotation, cellular component: neuron projection membrane. The transcript is spliced from 6 exons. Gene Ontology annotation, biological process: synapse organization.
UUGGACCGUGCAACAUCGUGACCAUAAUUCGAAAAAUCUGAUCGUUGGGGAGUUUUGAUCGUUAUGAUCGAAUAUAUCGAUAUAAUAUUUUGAUAAAUAGUUACAGAUAUCGAUAAGACGAUCCAAUUGAUUAAACAAUGAAAAAUGCACGGGAUGUCCGAUGGAUGUUAUUAGGGUUCGAUAAAUCGAACUGAGAUUGAUCCCAUCGUCAUACCGGAAGAGUAUUGACCGGAAACACUUGACGAGUCGGAUAGCUCUUACGCGACGGGGCAAGUGCUUUUAUUCGUACAAUCUUAAAGUAUCCCUCUUAUUCUUCCUAGUUAUCUACCCUACUUGGAAUUGGAAGUAGCACUGUAGGUGCCCGAGGGCUGACACGAAGUUUCCUUAUAUUUCUUCGAAAGUGGUGCUCCAUGGAAGUUUCGACAAACGUUUUUCGUGCCUCGUGAAUCCGACAAGUUUCCGCCGCAGCGGGUGCCAACUGCCUGGCUGUAUUCCCUCCGUAUUACCCUUAUCCGCCUAUACCUUAAGACAGUCACUCGAAUUUCGCAGCUACAGAGGUCCUUGUACAUUUUCAACUGGAAUUCUAAGAAUUUUUGAACUAAACCCCUUGUCCACUUUAGCCGCGCAACUUUUAAGGGUAUUUCUGGUAUUUCUGUUUACGCAUUCCACUACAUUCAAAAGGUUUAUUUUACCGAGGAAUUCAUUAUCGGCGGAAAUUCUUUGAAGUUUCCUAUUCGAGGUAAAUGAUAUACGUAUAUUUUUUGAAUUUUUAACUACUUUUUACGUAUGUUUUAGCCCUGAAAAUCACUUUUAAUUCAAUAUUCGCUGUAAUAAAGAUUUUAAAACAUUAUCAUACACUAUACACCGGAUGACCGGAACUCGUAUGAAUGAAUAACAAUGGACCGAUUUUAUAAAAGUAGGAAUGACUUCGUUUUCAAAAUAUAAGCGAUAAAAUCGGUUACGUACAUCAACAAUAUUUAUUCGGACGUGUAGAGAAACUCGUCGAAUACGGAAAUGUUAUAGAAGGUAAACGAGAAAUUACAUCGGAGUUUGUUGCGGACACGUGAUAUGAAAUUUACAUUCGUGGGGUAAUUCAAAUUCUGCCAAGUAAUUCAUCCAACGUAAAAAUUCUUACUCGAAAGGAAAAUAUUUUGUAUUCUGUAAUGUAAACGGAUAAUCAGCGCGCGCAGGUGCAUAUUAAUCACUCAAUAUUACUAUCAUAAUACACCUACUAAGGAGCGAUUGGUAAACUGUAAUUAAUCUAUGUAUUCCAUAAAUUUAAUAAUAAUAAUAACAGUAUAAUGUAACAUAGCCUAAAUUGGCUAUCAGCCAAUUCAAUCAAUAUGCAACUAACAUGGAGAACCAAGUGAUUCGGACGACGAUACGUAACAGCAAAGAGAUGCAAUAAAAAUCAAGGAUAAACCCAUGCCUUCAGAAGUUUCACGCUGAAGACUCGGAGGAAUUCAGGAUGUUCACGGUUCUAUUGAUUAUUCUGGCAUCGCAGAGCGUACAUCGAUCGACAGAGGCCGUGUUACAGCGCAGACAUCUGGCAAACAAUCAAAUCGAGAGGGAUUGUCUGACGUUUCCCGAGCCAAUUAAGGAGGUUCUAGCGCAGACGGGAGGUACUGCUGUGUUACCAUGCAAGCUCACCGAACCCAGCGUCGGCAUAGUUACUUGGAUACGCCGUAAAGACAGGCAACUGUUGACUGUUGGUAGUACGACUCAUUCACCGGAUGCUAGAUUCGUUGUCAGACCAUCUUCAUCUGAUUGGUCACUGCUUAUCAAGAAAGUUAAAAAACAAGAUGCAGGCCUAUAUGAAUGUCAGAUUCCUACUGUGCCAAUCCAACAUCAGUUUAUUUGCUUGAAGAUUACCGAAGCGUAUUCGGUAAUCCCAGGAGCCCCCGACCUUUACGUCAAACAAGGUUCAAGUUUACGUCUAGAAUGUCAGCUAAUGGCUGCCACGGAACCUCCGAUCUACGUGUUCUGGUACCGACACGGCCGCAUGAUAAACUAUGAUGAUGAAUCUGGAGUUACAGUGAAAGCAACGAAGAAUGGCUCCACUUUGCUUGUGGAAAAGACGAAGUCCAAUCAUGGUGGAAACUAUACCUGUUCUCCGAGCAACGCGAGGCCCGUUUCCGUGAUGAUUCAUGUUAUCGAGGAAGAGGAGAAGCCAGCCGCUAUGCAGGGCGGCGGUGAUCUUCGAAGCUCCGCGAUAAAAUUCUCAUCCAACUUGGGUCUGACCUUCAUUAUGCUGCUGGUUGUGCACACCGUACAGAAAUACCUCAACAUUUUCAUCCUCCGCUAUACGUGACCAGUCAAUUCAACGCAUACAAUUUUCCAAAAUAUUAAGCAUUAUCGUGCCAUCAAGCCGAUAGACCUAAACUGUAAAACAACUCGACAAGUUGUCCGUUUGAAUUGUUUGCACGAGCAUCGUAUAUGGCUAAACCGGUGAAAGCGCAAAAUUUACCUUCUGUUCGCUCUUAUAAUCGCUACGCCAAACUACGAGGUAAUUGAAAUUCUGACAUGGUGUAAACUUUUGGUAACGAGCAUAAAUUUUGUGGUGCAUUCUUACUCGAUUAGGUCACUUGAAAAUUCAUAAGUCAUAUUCGAUUAACAAUGUGAUACCAUAGAGAAGCAAAAUUUAAUUCGAAACAGUCACGUAUAAGUUUAUAUAGAAUUUAACAGAAUUCACGAUUACAGCGAGAAUAGUACAGUACACUGGUAUCAAAGUAGACUGGUACCCUUGGUGACCGGUGAUAAAGAGUUUAACCCUUAACAGUGACACUUCAGUGGUGGUUCAUAACGGUCAUACGGGCACUGUGACCCCAGAUGACCAUUAAGGGUUAACCGUACUUCACGACAAAAUACGUACUUGUGUGUGGGACUAGUAGUUACAAAUGAUACAAUCUAGUACGAUUUACAUAUUAUAUUGAUUCGAUUUUUUCGGAUAAAAUCUACCAUUUUUAUCGUGUGCAUAUAAUUAUGUAUAGUUUAUAUGUUUGUUUGACCUAAUUAAUAUUAUUGAAUUAUUAUCAACGGAGACAGGUGGGUUUAUUUAGUAAUGGGGGCAUCGUAGCUCGUGGUGAUUUGAAUAGUUAUAAGGUUUACCAUGUAAUUACAUGAGGAGUAGAUAUAGUUAUUUACUUUUCUAAUUUUUCUGGAAGAAUAUUUGUCACUUUGUCUCUUUGUGUGUUGCUAUGGCGAAGGUCACAGACGAAUCUGCACAAGUGUGACUGUUGGCCUAUUUAAGAGUGAAGCGAGUACCUAGGUAGGGUUUGUCGAGGCUGGUAAAACCGGCGAGCAAAUGUCCAAUACUGGGUGCCGACGGUUGGUUACUUCGGGCCGAGAUUGGCUGGUAUAUUGAGCCAACGUUAAUCCAACGUUAAUCCAAUGUCUGGAUUGUGGUGCGAAGAAGCCAACAAUUUACGAGAUGAAACAAUUAUCAUUCAAGAGAAAAACGUAGAUUUGAACACUGACGUGUCAGUAAAGGUGUCGGGUGUGAAAAAUUCUAAAGACAAAUUAACGAUAACUGAUGAUUUGUCUGAAAAAUUCAAAACUGCUAUUCUAACCUCGUCGCUGAUUUACAAAUGAUUGGGAUGCUUCAAGAGAGAAAUUAUGCAUUCUAUGUUGAUCAUCGGGACUCGGCAUAUUGAUUGU